This is a messenger RNA of Salvia splendens (bonfire salvia), 1125 nucleotides long. RefSeq names its product DEAD-box ATP-dependent RNA helicase 24. The record is from RefSeq and is a predicted model, not a curated record. The transcript has a single exon. Gene Ontology annotation, molecular function: ATP binding; nucleic acid binding. NCBI's taxonomy places the organism in Eukaryota, Viridiplantae, Streptophyta, Magnoliopsida, Lamiales, Lamiaceae. The coding region runs from base 1 to 1125 and encodes 374 amino acids.
AUGGAUCAACCUGAGCUAGCUAAAGAAGAAGGCCUCAUUGGAGUGAUUUGUGCACCUACCAGGGAAUUGGCUCAUCAAAUAUAUUUGGAAGCUAAGAAGUUUUCCAAAUCUUGUGGUAUUCGUGUGGCUGCAGUUUAUGGUGGGAUGUCGAAGCUUGAUCAAUUCAAGGAAUUGAAGGCAGGGUGUGAGAUAGUUGUAGCUACUCCAGGGAGAUUGAUGGACAUGAUUAAAAUGAAGGCGUUGACUAUGCUGAGGGCAACCUACUUAGUACUUGAUGAAGCUGAUAGAAUGUUUGAUCUUGGUUUUGAGCCUCAAAUAAGGUCAAUAGUGGGUCAAAUAAGACCAGACCGUCAAACAUUAAUUUUUUCAGUAACUAGGCCGCGAAAGGUUGAAAAGAUUGUUAGGGAGAUUCUAUCUGAUCCUGUAAGAGUAACAGUAGGAGAGGUGGGUAUGGCCAAUGAGGAUAUUACCCGAAUUGUCUACGUGAUGCCAUCAGAUGCAGAAAAGUUGCCCUGGCUUCUCGAGAAGCUUCCUGUAAUGAUAGAUGAAGGUGGUGUUCUGGUCUUUGCCUCAAAGAAGGCGGCAGUUGAUGAAGUAGAAGCACAACUGCUUCAGAGAGGUCUUAAGGUAGCAGCAUUUCAUGGUGAUAAGGAUCAGUCUUCUCGUAUGGAGAUAUUACAAAAAUCCAAGUCUGGAAUAUACCAUGUACUCGUUGCAACUGAUGUUGCUGCUCAAGGUCUUGAUAUCAAAUCCAUUACUUCUGUAGUCAACUUUGACAUAGCUAAAGACAUGCACAUGCAUGUACAUCGCAUCGGAAGGACAGGUCGUGCAGGGGAUAAAGAUAGAACUGCGUACACCCUGAUAACGCAAAAGGAGGCAAGAUUUGUUGGUGAACUAGUUAACAGUUUGAUUGCUGCUGAUCAAAAUGUAUCCCCAGAGCUCAUGGAUCUUGCUAUGACGGAUGGGCGGUUCAGAUCAAAACGUGAUGCACGAAAAAGAGGUGGUAAAAGAGCUAAAGGAAGGGGAGGUACUGAUCCUGAGUAUGUUUCAUGCCUUGGGAAGAGAAUAAUGUGUUUGAUGCUUCAUUUGAUGAAGAGUCGAGACUCUAUGUUGGCAAGCUCAUGA